This is a messenger RNA of Pteropus alecto (black flying fox), 5563 nucleotides long. It is a transcript of the gene UNK, whose product is annotated as unkempt family zinc finger. The record is from RefSeq and is a predicted model, not a curated record. NCBI's taxonomy places the organism in Eukaryota, Metazoa, Chordata, Mammalia, Chiroptera, Pteropodidae. The transcript has 18 exons. Gene Ontology annotation, molecular function: mRNA CDS binding; metal ion binding. Gene Ontology annotation, biological process: cell morphogenesis involved in neuron differentiation. Bases 1068 to 3398 code for a protein of 776 amino acids.
CGCGCACGCCUGACGUCAGCGGCCAGCGUGAGUCACGCGCGCAGGGAGAGCGCGAGGCGGCCUCUCCCUCCCCCCUUCUUCCUCCGGCCCGGCCCAGACCGGUUCCAACCUGCUGGGGCCGGUCCCGACUGCUUCCAACUGCCACCAACCUGUGGUCGGGCCGUGGGGCGGGAAACCCGGUCCUCGCGGCUGAGUGGGGAAGGCGGGACCUCUGUGUGCGGAGCGCACACAUCUUAGGCCAGGCCGUCGAGGCCUAACUGUUCUUCAGAUUGUAAACCCCAGUACCAGGCACUUGUGGACCGAUAAGGAGUUGAAGACUCGACCUGGAUGAGUUCCUUAGGGGCCAGCUCUAGAACCACCUGUGAAUGACGAUUAGCGCGAAGUCCAGUCAGUCGACCCCUUUACUGUGCCUAGGAGGCCUUUUGUAUUCCUAAGGCCCAUAUGUUGUCCAUGGAAGCCACGCUUGCUCGAAUUCAGUUAAAACAGUUGACCCAACCAGAUUCAGGGAUGUUGAGCGUGAUGGGGUAGGAGUCCGUCCUCAGGCCCAACUGAAAUGUGUGGCAUCAGAGAGGGACAGCCCCAAAUGCUGACACUAGAAGAACCUAGUAAGAUGGAAAACCACUUCCUGGGAAUCUACUCGUGUCUAAGUCUAUGUUAGAUACUAAAGAAGGCUUCCCCACAAUCCAUAUGCAUCUGCUUUGACUGGUGGUUUCUAUCAACCUACAAAGACUGACUUAUUGGUGAGGGCAGCUGGACAACUCUGAGAGCAACUUAGAGAAAUCCAUCUUGGGCACACUCUAUAAAGGAGCUCCUUCUCUGGAAAUAGCACCCCAGAUAAAUGCACAAAAGCAAGACACCCUCGUGGACCUACUUCCUCCCGCUUUCAACACCCUGAUGCCUGAAGCUAUACUUGAUACUAAAGGAGGUUUUCGCACAUAUGCAUCUUCUGUAUUUUGAAAUUGCAACUAUGGACAGUUAUGGCUAAUCCUAGUAGAUUGUCUUCCCUUCUUUUAACAUCUUGGAUGAAUUUGGGGCACACUAAUGUAUUAUGUGAAGAUGGAUGUUGAAUGUACCUAAAGGAGUUCCGCACAGAGCAGUGCCCACUCUUCGUGCAACACAAAUGCACCCAGCAUCGGCCCUACACCUGCUUCCACUGGCACUUCGUGAACCAGCGACGACGCCGGUCCAUCCGCCGUCGGGACGGCACGUUCAACUACAGCCCCGACGUCUACUGCACCAAGUACGACGAGGCCACAGGCCUCUGCCCGGAGGGCGACGAGUGCCCAUUCUUGCACAGGACCACAGGGGACACUGAGCGCAGGUACCACCUGCGCUACUACAAAACUGGAAUCUGCAUCCACGAGACAGACUCAAAAGGCAACUGCACCAAAAACGGCCUGCACUGCGCUUUCGCCCACGGGCCCCAUGACCUCCGCUCCCCCGUCUACGACAUCAGGGAGCUCCAGGCCAUGGAGGCCUUACAGAACGGCCAGACCACAGUGGAGGGCAGCAUAGAGGGUCAGUCGGCUGGCGCUGCGAGCCACGCCAUGAUAGAGAAAAUCCUCAGUGAGGAGCCACGGUGGCAAGAGACCGCCUACGUGCUGGGGAACUAUAAGACGGAGCCGUGCAAGAAGCCCCCGCGGCUCUGCCGCCAGGGUUACGCCUGUCCCUACUACCACAACAGCAAGGACCGGCGGCGGAGCCCCCGGAAACACAAAUACAGGUCGUCUCCAUGUCCUAACGUAAAACACGGGGACGAGUGGGGAGACCCCGGCAAGUGCGAGAGCGGAGACGCCUGCCAGUACUGCCACACCCGCACGGAGCAGCAGUUCCACCCGGAGAUCUAUAAAUCCACCAAGUGCAACGACAUGCAGCAGUCAGGCAGCUGUCCCCGAGGACCUUUCUGCGCCUUCGCCCACGUAGAACAACCGCCCCUCAGUGAUGACCCGCAGCCUUCCUCAGCUGUGUCCAGCCCCACCCAGUCGGGUCCCGUCUUGUACAUGCCAUCUGCUGCCGGAGACUCGGUGCCCGUGAGCCCCUCCAGCCCACAUGCCCCUGACCUCAGUGCUCUCCUCUGUAGAAACAGCAGUCUAGGCAGCCCCUCUAACCUCUGUGGCUCCCCCCCGGGCUCCAUCAGGAAGCCCCCGAACCUGGAAGGCAUUGUCUUCCCUGGGGAGUCCGGCCUCGCCCCUGUCAGCUAUAAGAAGGCUCCUGGCUUCGAGAGAGAAGACCAGGUGGGAGCCGAGUUCCUGAAAAAUUUCAAGUGCCAGGCCAAGUUAAAACCCCACUCACUAGAGCCCAGGAGUCAAGAGCAGCCUCUGCUUCAGCCCAAACAGGACAUGCUGGCCAUCCUCCCCGUGGGCAGCCCCCUGACCUCAAGCAUCUCUUCUAGUAUCACCUCUAGCCUGGCAGCUACUCCCCCUAGCCCCGCUGGCACCAGCAGUGUCCCCGGCAUGAACGCAAACGCUCUGCCCUUCUACCCCACCAGCGACACAGUAGAGUCGGUCAUAGAGUCUGCCCUGGAUGACCUGGACCUGAACGAGUUUGGGGUGGCCGCCCUAGAGAAGACUUUCGAUAACAGCUCGGUGCCCCACCCAGGCAGCAUCACAAUUGGUGGCAGUUUGCUGCAGAGCUCUGCGCCCGUGAACAUCCCUGGCUCCUUGGGCAGCUCUGCCUCCUUCCACUCAGCAUCGCCGUCCCCUCCUGUUAGCCUCUCCUCACACUUCCUGCAGCAGCCCCAGGCCCACCUGAGCCAGUCAGAAAACACAUUUUUGGGGACCUCAGCAUCACACGGAUCUUUGGGUCUGAACGGGAUGAACAGCAGUAUCUGGGAGCAUUUUGCCUCUGGAAGCUUCUCCCCAGGCACAUCCCCUGCCUUCCUGUCAGGGCCAGGGGCUGCUGAGCUGGCCCGGCUUCGGCAAGAGCUAGAUGAAGCAAACAGCACCAUCAAGCAGUGGGAGGAAUCCUGGAAGCAGGCGAAGCAGGCUUGUGAUGCCUGGAAGAAGGAGGCGGAGGAGGCUGGCGAGCGGGCCAGCGCAGCAGGCGCGGAGUGCGAGCUGGCCCGGGAGCAGCGGGACGCGCUGGAGGUGCAGGUGAAGAAUCUGCAGGAGGAGCUGGAGCGGCUGCACUCGGGGCCCGAGCCGCAAGCCCUGCCCGCCUUCUCCGACCUGGAGGCCCUCUCGCUGUCCACCCUCUACUCCCUCCAGAAGCAGCUGCGGGCCCACCUGGAGCAAGUGGACAAGGCCGUGUUCCACAUGCAGUCGGUGAAAUGCCUUAAGUGUCAGGAGCAGAACCGAGCGGUGCUGCCGUGCCAACACGCCGUGCUGUGCGAGCUCUGUGCCGAGGGCAGCGAGUGCCCCGUCUGCCAGCCGGGCCGGGCCCACACCCUCCAAUCGUGACCCUGCAGGCCUGGCCCCGGCCUGGCUCAGAUCUUCUCACCUAGGACUUUUUAAAGUAUAUAUAUAUAUAUGUAUGUAUGUAUGUAUGUAUGUAUGUAUAUGUAUAUGAUUAUGUAUAUGUAUACAUCUGUAUGCGUGCAGGUAUGCGUGGGCGGCCAGUGCGUGACCAGUGUCUGUGUGUAUAUCUGUAUAUAGAUAUAGACACACACUUUAAAACAGACUUACCAAGCACUUUUUAAAAGAAGAAACUAUUUUGCAGUCCUCCCCCCGCCCGCUCCCUACCUUCCCCACGGUCCUCUCUUCUCCCACCAGCCUUUUGGCAGGGAAUCUGUUUGUCUCUUUUUUUAUGUAGGAACUAACUAUUUUUAACUUCUUCCUGGGGCCUGAGCAGGGAAGGGUGGGAAGCUGGAAGGGGCCGCGGGGCGGGGACAAGCCUUCCGGACCGGCCCUGUUCACCCCACCUCCCCAGGCCAGGGCGAGAGCCAGGGGUGUAGAGCCCCCGAGCAGACCUGGUUCCCAGCUUCGAGGCCUGCGGGGGUGCUGGGGGUCCAGGCCAGCCUGGCUCCUGGGUUUACCAAAUGUGUUUAGUUUGGGGCUGGUGGGCCCAAGCUGUGGGGCCAGCCCCGCUCCCAGCUCUGGGCCUCGAUGCCUCUCGAGGGGCAAGGCCGGCGGUUCUACCCCUCAGGUUCCUGAGGCCGGGUGGAGAGGGUCUGCCUCCGUCCUCCCUGCUGCACUCCCAAAGCAGCCUCCCUGGCCCCAGGGCCACCUACGAGGCUGGCACUGCCCUCUGUCACCCCCCAGCUGCCUUCAGCUGCCCCCCCUCCUGGCAUGGCCCUGUGCUUUCCACCCCUCCCUCUGGCAGCUAGCAGGGUCGUUGGUAGGGAGGAGCUGCGGACCUGGAGGACCGGGGGCUCAGGCCCUGCCCUCCUCUCAGGAGGGCCCGUAUGCAUUCCUUGGUGCUCUCUGAGUGCAGCUGACGUCCCGCCCCAGUUGGGAGCGGACGCCCGUGUGCAUGUGUGUGCGUGCCUGUCCGAUGUAUAGUGUGUCUUAGCUUCCAUUUAAAAAAUUGUUCUGUACAGAGAGAUGCAGUGGGGGUGGGAGGGCAGAGUGGGUGGAGGGCAGCCACCCCGAUCCCGGCGCUGGGUGUCUGGGGUGGGAGCAAGAGCGCUGCAAAGGGUCUGGCCCCGGCACCCCCCUUGGGCUCAGCACGAAAGGGCUUUCGAUGAAUUAAGUGAAAACUUUCUUUUUUUUUACAAAAAUGCAAAAUCAACAAAGCUCCAAACCUACUGGAAAUAAAAUAUGAACUUGCAGGGGUAGCUUGUUUGCAUGGGGUGAAGGGGAGUGGGGCCCCAGAUGAGCACCCCUGAACUGCUGUCCCAGCCCAGGUUCCAGUCCCACCUGGACUGGCAGCCCUGCCUCAGCCCUGGAAAGAGCUGGUGCCCCCACCCCUGAGGCAGGGCUGCUGGGUGGCUGCAGAGGCCUGGGUGAGCCAGGCCUGCUGUGGGGGACAUAAAGGGGACACAGACCUCCAGCCCUAUGACUCUCUUCAGGACUCCAGCUGCGGUCGCCACUGGUUUCUCAGAGCAACAGUGCCUUUCUCAAAGAAGCAUCAAGAGAAACGUGGGUCCCAGAGGACAUGCCCCCCACUUCCACUCCACCUCUCCCACCCUGCCCCCUGAGGGCGGUGGGUCCCAGCCUUCAAGCUACCACCCGCCCCCGCCCCCGCCCCGCUCUCAGCUGGCCUGCUAGGCGGUUGUGACAAAACACAGCUGUGGGCUCCUCGGUCUGAGAUUCAGAGCUGACAGGGCCGUGGGGAUGAUCUCGGCUCUCCCACCAUUCAUACUUGAUGUGAGCUCAGAGGUUAAGUGACAGCCAGAUUCGCACAGCUAGAAUCACAACCGGGCCUCAGGCUCAGACACCCAGCAUGCAGGCCACCACCCCCCAGGGGUGGGACCCCGCUCCUCUGAGCCCUGCUGUUUAGAGCAGCCCCUGCACCCCUAGGAGGCCCCGGCUGGAGUUCCAGGCCCCUGUGUGGGGCAGCAACCACAGAAAUAGAUGUGCCUGGUAACGUUUUGUUCAAAACAUUUGGCCCAAAUACCAGCAGUGCCGAUUGCCACAGCACCUGCUUCUGCAUGAGCACCCCCACACCCACCUCCCUGCUCUGU